AUGCGUAAACCUCUUAAGUUCCAAAUUGGGGACAAAGUUUUGUUAAAAGUAUCACCCUGGAAAGGUGUGAUGAGAUUUGGAAAGAAGGGCAAGUUGAUCCCGAGAUACAUUGGGCCAUUCGAGAUAAUCGAAUGUGUCGGUUCCGUAGCUUACAAGCUUAAGCUACCUAAGGAACUCAGUGGAAUUCACGAUGUGUUCCACAUUUGUAAUUUAAAGAAAUGUCUAGCCGAUGAGUCGCUAGCAAUAUCGCACCAUGAUGUGCAGAUUGAUGAAAACCUGAGGUUCAUUGUGAAACCGAUUUCGAUCAAGGAUCGGCAGGUUAAAAAUCUCCAAAAGAAAUUGAUCCCCAUCGUGAAAGUUAACUGGGAUGCCCAUCGUGGCCCCAAGUAUACAUGGGAGGUUGAGUCCAAUAUGCGACAAAAGUACCCCUAUCUUUUUGAAUAA
This is a messenger RNA of Helianthus annuus (common sunflower), 444 nucleotides long. RefSeq lists its product as uncharacterized. The transcript has a single exon. The coding region runs from base 1 to 444 and encodes 147 amino acids. The record is from RefSeq and is a predicted model, not a curated record. NCBI's taxonomy places the organism in Eukaryota, Viridiplantae, Streptophyta, Magnoliopsida, Asterales, Asteraceae.